GGUAUGAGAAGUUCACGUGGCAAAAGAUUUUGCCACUUGCUCCUGCUAGCUACUAUGGUGGGUGAGGGAAAUGUAAACAUUGGCAGACGAACAGAGAUCAAAGUACAGCUCUUAAAACAAGAAACUUAUUUUGCCCAACCUGAAAUUUAUGAAAUCAUCGCUGAUAAUUCCCGAUAACUGCUUUAACUUGGGUAGCCAACCUUUGCGGUUUCGCCCAGCAUGUCUGCCAAUAAGAACACUGUCGUUGUAACUGGUUUUGGACCUUUCGGACAGUACAAAGUCAAUGCUAGCUGGGAAGCUGUCAAGUUAAUUCCGAGUCUCUUGGACGAGACAGACAUCAAUCUCAUUAUCGAGGAAAUACCAGUUGAAUAUGAAGAAACGUGGACCAAAAUCAGUCAACUUCAAAAAGAACACACACCAAUCUUGAUGAUUCACGUCGGGGUAUCUCACAAGGCAAAAACGCUGACUUUGGAAACCUGUGCUUCUAAGAAUGGAUACAGUAAGCCUGAUGUAAAAGGGAACAUGCUACCUGAACAGGAAUGUUGUAUUGGGAGUGAGCAACGUGUUUUCACAAAACUUGCAGUAGAAAGGCUUGCUGAGGACCUGAACAAUUUAAGACUUGGAGUAAAUUUUUGCACAUCCAAUGAUGCUGGUUUGUACCUCUGUGAAUUUUCUUACUACACAUCAUUGUGUGUGAAUGGGCAAAGCAGUUUAUUUGUUCAUGUCCCAGACAUUGGCAAGCCUUAUUUUCCUGAACAAACCGCCCAAGGUAUUUGUGAAAUUAUUCGCCUCGCUGUUGCCCAGAUUAAUGAAAACAACUGUGAUAAUUGUAAAGAUGUCAUUAACAAUAUUAUUACAUGAUCAUUCUGCUACUUGUAAGUGUUCUGUUUUAGUUGGUACAUACCUGAGGCAUUAGUUAUUCUUCAAGGACCACUUUUCAAAAAAUUUUGAAACAGAUUUUAUCGCAUUGUAGAGGUUUUACUGAGACUGCAGCAGGUGGUUCCACAACUGCCCAACAGAUUGCAAGUGCCAGCCUGCUGAAAGUACUUGAGCUGAAUCACAUACCAUACUUUCAAUCUGUUGCUAGAUUUUGGAGCCUCCUCUCCAUGAAGGCAGGCUUGAAUGUACAGCAUCUGGUUUCCAAGCUUUCUCAACAAUGUUAACAAUUUUUUUUAAAUAAAAAAGGAUUUUUAUGAAUAUUUUACAACAAA
Thrips palmi is the source of this 1211-nucleotide messenger RNA. Its product is annotated as pyroglutamyl-peptidase 1. Gene Ontology annotation, molecular function: pyroglutamyl-peptidase activity. Bases 220 to 861 code for a protein of 213 amino acids. Gene Ontology annotation, biological process: proteolysis. NCBI's taxonomy places the organism in Eukaryota, Metazoa, Arthropoda, Insecta, Thysanoptera, Thripidae. The record is from RefSeq and is a predicted model, not a curated record. Gene Ontology annotation, cellular component: cytosol. The transcript has 4 exons.